AUGUGGGAAUCCGACGCCGACGAGGAUGAGAACGUGCCCGAUGAUGACACGGCCGAGAGGAUGAGGGCAUUGGCGGCCUUCUGCUCGGUCUUGCCUGACUGGGAGUCCGACGACGGCUGGAUCGAUGUACUGAGCUGCCAAUCUGAGACGCCGGCCGAGCAGUCCUGCAGUGAAGCUCCCGAUUCGCCGGCGGCCAUGCCGGCUGAGGAGGCGAGGUCCGAUGUAUAUAUUUGGGAUGAUGACAGAGUAGAAGCAGAAUUAGGAGUAGAAGAAGUUGGAGUCUUCGUUGGUGCUGCCGUGCCGGCGGCCGCGGCGCCGCCGGAAGAGACGGCCUACCAUCACGGUGAAGGCUUCCGGGACGGAGGAUCGUCGUUCGUACUGGAAGCAGAGUUUGACGCCGAGGCUUUCGACGCCGGCGGCGAGCUCGUUGUGCAUAAUGUAGGAGUAGCCGAUGAAGCUUUAGAGAAUCAGCAGCAGCAGGAGGGUGGAAAUGUACAUUCGCCGGAUCCGAUCGCUUGCGAUCCUCCGGCUGUAGUUAGUGUGGAUAGCUGUGACAGAAAAAUACUACCAGUAAAGUCGUUGAAGAUGCCAAAUUUGCUCUAUUUCUCGCUCCGCUUUCCUCUGUUCCUUCACCUUCCUUUCGCAUUUUUACACGCCACGAUCAGAUCAGAUCUCCCAACGUACAUCACAAGAUCACCUGGACUCGACACGGCGUUGAGCAGAUGA
Triticum turgidum subsp. durum (durum wheat) is the source of this 726-nucleotide messenger RNA. The record is from the annotation of a GenBank genome assembly. Lineage: Eukaryota; Viridiplantae; Streptophyta; Magnoliopsida; Poales; Poaceae.